AAGGAAGGUGGUCGCUCCCGCCGCCGCUCCGGCAUGAGCGCGGCUUUCCAGCCCUCGCUGAUGAUGAUGCAGCGCCCGCUGGGAAGCAGCACGGCCUUCAGCAUCGACUCGCUCAUCGGCAGCCCCCCGCCGCCCGCCCCCGGCCACUUCGUCUACACCGGCUACCCCAUGUUCAUGCCCUACCGGCCCGUGGUGCUACCGCCGCCCCCCCCGCCGCCCCCGGCGCUACCGCAGGGCGCCCUCCAGCCGGCGCUGCCCCCCGCGCAUCCCCACCAUCACCAGCUCCCCAGCCUGCCCACGGGUUUCUGCUCCAGCCUGGCCCAGGGCAUGGCCCUCACCUCCACCCUCAUGGCCACGCUGCCCGGCACCUUCCCCGCCUCUCCUCAGCACCAAGAGGCCGCCAGGAAGUUCGCACCCCCGGGGAACUUCGAUAAAGCCGAGGGGAUCCCCCCGGACGGCGGCGGAGACGAUGGCAAAGCCUUCCUGGGGAAGGACGGAGCCCUCCUGCCCUUCCCCGCCGCCGACGCCGUCCAGGCCUCCCUCGCCGGGGCUCUCCGGGGCCAGGGGAAGGAGGACCCCAAAGCAGAAGAGGAUGCAAAAGGCAAGGAGGAAAGUUUCUCCAUGGACAGCGAUCUAGACUAUAGCUCGGACGACAACAUCCCCGGCCAGGCGGCUCACAAGGAAGAGGACUCUGGUAACGCGCUGGAGGAGAACCCCCAAAACCCCCCCAAUUCCACCAACACCACAUCCACGGGCAAAAACCGGCGGAGGCGGACAGCCUUCACCAGCGAGCAGCUGCUGGAGCUGGAGAAGGAGUUUCACUGCAAAAAGUACUUGUCCCUGACGGAGAGGUCCCAGAUCGCUCACGCCCUCAAACUCAGCGAGGUGCAGGUGAAAAUCUGGUUCCAGAACAGACGGGCUAAAUGGAAACGGGUCAAGGCGGGCAACGCCAACUCCAAGACAGGGGAGCCCUCCCGAAACCCUAAGAUCGUGGUCCCCAUCCCGGUGCACGUCAGCAGGUUUGCGAUCAGGAGUCAGCAUCAGCAGCUGGAACAAGCCCGACCCUGAUCUCUCCCUACGCUGCUUCAGAACCACAAGUUAUUGAGGAAAAAGUUUCCAAAAAAUCGGGGUUUUGAAACAGCCCACCCGAAAAAAAGAAUAAAAAAAAUAAAGGGAAAAAAAAAAGAAAAAAGAAGCAGCAGCAGAAAAAUAACAAUCCACAAAACAACACAACCCCUAAAGCAAACGACAACCAACGAGGCGAAAUCCCACGCGACCGCACUGCAAAUCCCCGCCACGAGCGAACUUUAAAGCCAAACUUUCCACUUACACAGUCAAGCGAAAGUCUGAGAAGGCAGAGGCUUGGGAGCUGCGUUGGUUCGGAGCAGGAAUAUCAAACCCUGGAAAGAGACGCACACAUAUUUAUUAUCACGCUGCCCCGUUGCUGUCUUGGCCGCGAUGGGGACCACAGGCACGGUGUCAGCGCCAGAUCCAGCAGCGCGUCCCCCCCCCCCCCCCCCCUCACCGGCAGCGACAUCCCCAGCGAAACCCGCCUUUAGCCACCUUUUGGGGGUUAUGUUUCUUACCGGGGGCGAAAGGUAAAAAUAACCCAAAACAAACAAAGACGAGAGAACAAAAACGAAAGAGAACUCAGAGUUUCAUUUCAUGCCUUUUUUAUUGUCUGAUUUGAUGGCCGAGGGCUCAGUGGCAGGCACUGGGGGACGGGUUUUGAAAUCUAUUUUUU
Molecule: messenger RNA, 1744 nt
Organism: Strigops habroptila (Kakapo)
Lineage: Eukaryota; Metazoa; Chordata; Aves; Psittaciformes; Psittacidae
Gene: GBX2
Product: gastrulation brain homeobox 2
Exons: 2
Coding region: 34-1068 (344 amino acids)
Biological process (GO): regulation of nervous system development; regulation of transcription by RNA polymerase II
Cellular component (GO): nucleus
Molecular function (GO): DNA-binding transcription factor activity, RNA polymerase II-specific; RNA polymerase II transcription regulatory region sequence-specific DNA binding
Source: RefSeq, a predicted model, not a curated record